GAAAUACUUCCUUAGCUUGUAGUUAGCCGGCCAAUGUUAUGAACAAGAAAAAAAAUUAGGGACACGGCUAAGAGAAGAGAUGAAAGGAGAGGAGAUGAGAAGUGAAUAAAGGGUUAGGAAAAAGGGAGAAAAUCUUGCUACAAGUUUAAUUAAGGUACAUACUACGAGGCAAAGUUCAAGGAGAAAAGCAUUUGUGAGCAACCUGCCAAUCAGCACAGAGUCACACUUGCAUAUUAAAUUCUCAAUCCUGCGCAGCUCGCUUGCCGGCCUCCUCCUGGCUUUCUCAACGGCAAAAGCUCGCCUCCUUCUGGCUUUUGCGACCACAAACUUGUCUGCUUCUAGAUCGCUGAACCACGUUCGCUCCAGAGAACCCACACCGGCAAACUCAACCAUCGCCGGCCAGUUCUUCUGAUCCGCGGUUCAUAUUUAUCUCAGAUUGAAAUGAAAAAUUAUGAGGAAGACAAUAAUGAAGAAGGUGAAGCUGCAGUUGAUGGGUAUGAUGUUGUGUCAAAGGAGAAAAGUGGUGGUCCAAUAAUGUGUGGAAGAGGUGUUACCAAGAAAGACCUUGCUAAUACAAAAGAGACCGUGCAUCAGUCGCAUGUCAUGACUUCUAAUGAUAUGGAGACAAUCAUGAGCACUUUGAGAAAGGAGAUUGAAGAGAAAAAUGAGAAAAAGGAUGCUGAGCUAGAACAAAUGCGAAAGGAGCGUGAAGUUGAGAAACAGAAGAUGGAUUUGAUUCUAGCAAAAUUGUCUGCCAUGAUUCCAAAUUUUGAUGUCAACUCGCUUGGAGUAUAGAGUCUGAGAUAUUUAAUUAGCUAGUUUUUAAAGGAUUAAUCGGUUGAUGUUAUUAUCGAUUUUGAUAUAUUACAGUACUAUUUAUUUCAAAUUGUGCAACGUUGAUUAUAUUGUAAUCCAUUUGAGUUUCUCUUUGACACAUAAGAUAUGUAAUGAAUAUUGUCUUGAUUGGAUAAUAUAAUAUUGUGAUGCUUUUAACAUUUUCA
This is a messenger RNA of Cuscuta epithymum, 1001 nucleotides long. The record is from the annotation of a GenBank genome assembly. Lineage: Eukaryota; Viridiplantae; Streptophyta; Magnoliopsida; Solanales; Convolvulaceae.